Molecule: messenger RNA, 2009 nt
Organism: Porites evermanni
Lineage: Eukaryota; Metazoa; Cnidaria; Anthozoa; Scleractinia; Poritidae
Source: the annotation of a GenBank genome assembly
AUGAUGGAUGAUAGUUUUUGCACUCAGACGGCAGAGAGGUAUUUCUCGUCAAGUCUUGAUAUAGUGCACGUUUUUCCGACCGAAAUAAUGUUUCUGGUUUUUGACUGGUUGGACUUGGAAUCUCUUUGUCUGUGUAGAAGUGUAUCAAGAACUUGGAGAAAGCAUGUGAAUGGCUACUUAGGAAGUUUACUAUGUUUAGAUUUUGUUCCCCAUCAGUCUGUUCUGACAGAGGAUGGGUUGAGACAUAUGCUAAAAAGUGUGAGUAAUUUGCGAGUUCUUCAUGUGGACAAUUGUUGGCUGAGUGUGACAGAAGGAAAUUUGUUUCUGAUCGCUCAAAACUGUAGCAAGCUUUCUGUGCUAACGGCAAGUAGAUGUAAAGGAGUGACUGAUGUUGGUCUGGAAGCAAUAGCAAGGCAGUGCAAAGAAUUAGCAGAAGUGGAUUUAAGUAGCUGUUUUACGGUGUGUGGUCUAUCUUUAUCUCAGUCCCAUUGAACACAAUCUCUAACCUCUUGUCUUUUCUCCUUAAGGCUGGCUUUUACUAGCGAUGGAGUUGAAGUCGUAAACGCAGUCGUAAGAGCGCUUAUGACCUAGUGGAAAUCGAAAAUCAGAGUUGUAAGUGCAGUCAUAAGCGCGAUGGAACCGGAGAAGAAUCAGAACAUUUUUUCCAUUUUCUUCCGACUCCACUUACAACUCUGUUGCUUACGUUCUGCUUAUGAUCUAGUGAAAACCAGAUUGUCAGAGUCCGAAACAGAAUCAGAAUGAUAAACUAAUCACAAUGAACAUUCCCACCAUUUGUGAUUGGUGAAGUUCUUCCACUUUUGCAUGCUUCAGACUCUGACAAUCUGGUUUUCACUAGAUCAUAAGUGGAAGGUAAGCAAUGGAAUACUGUUUUCACUGGAUCAUAAGCUCUAUGUUUCUGAUAACGACUCUGACUCUGACUCCGUCACCAGUGAAAACCAGCCUUUACUGUUGCCUGAAUUUCAGACAUCCCUUUGGGUCGUAUACUCCCUCAGGGACAUCUGAAUUGACUUUUUUCAUCUUUGUUAAGGACAACAACAACAACAACUUUAUUGAAAAGCAAUGAAAUACAUUUUAAACAUACACAUUGGCUACAUUUAGCUUAAGCUAUUCGAGGCACAGCAAUUAGCUUCUUUUAAAUUAAAACAAAUUGUUGUGGUCUUGAAGUGUCCUGUAUGUGUAUUUAUUUCAUUUUUGCCUGACCACCAUUUAGUUUGAUAAUUAAAUCAUGGUGCUAUACAUGCAAAUGAUUUGUUCACAGUACUGCAUGCAGUUAACAGUUUGAAUGUUUAACAUGAAUUAUGAUUUGAAAGUAAAGUAAUUCUGUACUAUGUAGACAUAUCGAGACAAUAUUUCUUCGCUUGCCAGUUGAAAAUUGUGUUUUGCUUUUUGCUUGAAUUAAAGUAAGGGAGUGGUGAUGUCACUGGACAGCAUUUGCAGCUCUUUGAUUCACGUCCCUGAGAGAGUAUGUGACUGAAACAGAAAGUCUGAAAUUAAGACUAUCCUUACUGUGCAAGUUUCAAAAAUGCUGGACAAAGGGAUUGAACACCCUUGAGGUUUGGGUUAAGUUGGUAUUGAACCCUCCCAAAAUGGCACCUUAUUUUAUUGGUAUUAUUUUUUUAUUGGUCCUCAAAUGAAGGUGUCCUUUUAUUUAGCAAAAAAGAGACCUAUUUUUGUGAAAAGUCCUCUUCGAAACUUCCAGCCUUCUAAAUAAUGCACUUUGUUUCACUUAGAUUUCUGAUGUUGGCAUAAUGGCUUUGAGUGAACAAUGUUCACAUCUCAAAGAACUGCACGUAAGUAGCUGUUAUGGAGUGACAGACAAAAGCAUUACUGUUUUAGCUCAGCAGUGUCUUGGAUUAACAGAAUUGGAUGUCAGCUAUUGCUACUAUGUUACUGAUCAGAGCAUUAAACUAUUUUUGUCCCCAAAGUGCAAGCUCAAGCUGCUGAGAAUUAAAGGAUGCAGUAAAGUAAGUAUGGUGUAUACAAAAUAG